GUAGUAGAGUCAAAGAAUGAAAACGAAGCACACAAAUCAUCAGAAUCCGAGGAACAAACAGCGUAUAGAUGGAAACUUUGCAAUGUUACUGCUGGUCCAGAUUAUAUCCCUUGCCUUGAUAAUUUGCUAGCAAUUAGGAAUCUCCGGAGUACAAAGCACUAUGACCAUAGGAAGAGGCACGGUCCAGAAGAGCCCCCCACUUGCCUUGUUCCUCUACCCGAAGGCUAUCAACGCUCACUAGAGUGGCCUGCAAGCAGGGAAAAGCCUGUGCCUGAUAUAGCCUUGGGAAAACGCUCACAAGUGGUAUUGGAUGUCAGAUGUGGGGUUGCUAGCUUUGGAGGCUAUCUCUUUGAUAAAGAUGUCCUAACCAUUUCAUUUUCUCCAAAAGAUGAACAUGAAGCUCAGGUUCAAUUUGCACUUGAAAGGGCAAUCCGUCGUAUAUCUGAUGUGAUGGGUACAAAGAGACUUCCUUUCCCAAGUAGAGUUUUUGAUAUGCCUGUGCCUGAUAUAGCCUUGGGAAAACGCUCACAAGUGGUAUUGGAUGUCAGAUGUGGGGUUGCUAGCUUUGGAGGCUAUCUCUUUGAUAAAGAUGUCCUAACCAUUUCAUUUUCUCCAAAAGAUGAACAUGAAGCUCAGGUUCAAUUUGCACUUGAAAGGGCAAUCCGUCGUAUAUCUGAUGUGAUGGGUACAAAGAGACUUCCUUUCCCAAGUAGAGUUUUUGAUAUGGUCCAUUGUGCGCUGAGUAGGGUUCCCUGGCAUAUUUAA
Messenger RNA from Ilex paraguariensis (yerba mate), 765 nucleotides. NCBI's taxonomy places the organism in Eukaryota, Viridiplantae, Streptophyta, Magnoliopsida, Aquifoliales, Aquifoliaceae. The record is from the annotation of a GenBank genome assembly.